UACCCUUCAAUACCAAUACCGUGCUCCACCAAAAACCCCUUAUUUUUCUCUCCUCCACAUAUUAUCGUCACAUCACAAUCAAUUAAACUUCAACCUUUGCUCUAAACCAGAUUAGUAUAUUCUUGGAAGAAAGAUAUUAGAAGAAGAAGCAAAAGAGUAGGAGAAGGAGAAGCUUAUGCUCACAUACAUUUAACUAACUAAAACUUCAUUAAUUCUCAUAUUUAUAUUUUGCCUACUCAGGUAGUUUUAAAACUUCUGCCUUCAAUUUCGGAGAGGUUACCAUUAUUUCCACAGCUUAUAUUUCCCCUCCCACCCCACCGCCAACCCCAACCCCACCAAAAUCUCUGAUGCCUCUCUCCUCUCACCAAGGCCGACGACUGCCAUUUCCUCCACCACCCACCAAAAUCUCUGGUGGGAUUCUUUGAUUUUUGAAUAGUUUUGGGGAGAAAAAUCUUAUUUUUCGGAUUAUGACAAAACAGAUAGUCCUCCGUGCACCUUCAUCACUUUCGGUGGACAGGCGGCGGCAGCCACUGUUAUCAGGCCAAGAUUCAUCGUCACGAGGUGGGGUUCGGAAGGCGGCGCGGUUCGCGGAGGUCGCCGGCGGAACGACGGCUGAAUGUGCAGCGGUUUGUUGCUGCUGCCCUUGCGGGCUGGUGAAUCUCCUCGUGCUAGCUGUGUAUAAGUUGCCGGCGGGACUUUGCCGGAAGGCACUGAGGAAGAAACGCCGACGUCGGCUGAUGAAGAAAGGGCUUUUGGUCCGCUCUGAAGACGCGGAGCUUUCAAUACACCCCAUCGGCACCACCCCGCUCGCGGUGGGUGAUGGCGGAAACAGCCUGGAAUCCGAUAAGGAUGUGGUGGCGCUGGAGAAGGAAAUGUGGAACAAGUUUUAUGGUGCUGGGUUUUGGAGAAGUCCCUCUCAACGGAGUGACAACAUGGAAACAAUGGUAAAUAAAAUGUAAAAACAAAUUAAAAAAGGAAGACCAAAAAAAAAGAUAAUGAAAUUCAAUGAAUAUUCGGCCUAUUUUCUGCUGGUGAAUCUUUUAGUUUUCUUGAAGAUGCUAUUUUACAGUGUUGGAUGGAUUACUUUAUAAAAUUAAGCCAGUGAAACGGAAAUGUUCUUCUUGCUUCUCUUUUGUCCUGAUUUAAUUUCCUUAUCUGAGUCUGUGCUGAAUAUGGAACAACAGGUUUCAUUAAUUCGGAGUUUGUUUUGUUCGUAAGGUAAAUGGUAUGUGGAAAGUUUAAUGGUUAAUGUCCUAUUUUAGAACUUUUAUAUGUAACGUUAUUUGCAGUUGUGAUUA
This is a messenger RNA of Nicotiana tabacum (common tobacco), 1298 nucleotides long. The record is from RefSeq and is a predicted model, not a curated record. Lineage: Eukaryota; Viridiplantae; Streptophyta; Magnoliopsida; Solanales; Solanaceae.